This is a messenger RNA of Anastrepha obliqua, 6064 nucleotides long. RefSeq names its product inositol polyphosphate-4-phosphatase type I A. The record is from RefSeq and is a predicted model, not a curated record. The coding region runs from base 484 to 4491 and encodes 1335 amino acids. Gene Ontology annotation, cellular component: cytoplasm. Lineage: Eukaryota; Metazoa; Arthropoda; Insecta; Diptera; Tephritidae. Gene Ontology annotation, molecular function: phosphatidylinositol-3,4-bisphosphate 4-phosphatase activity. The transcript is spliced from 16 exons.
UUAUUUGGUUGUAAUAAUUUAUUGCGGGUGUUCUGCUUAGUUGAUGAAAAAAAAAGAAAAACUUUCUACGCUGCAAAAUUGCAGCUAGAAAAAGUAGGACUCGCGAAAAACACCCAAAAGAGUUAUAAAAUGAUGAGUGUAGAAAAUUAAUUUGGAAAUUAAAAUUACUUACAGUGAGAGUGAUUAUGCCACUACCGUACACACGAUUCUACUCGUACAAAAGUGAAAAAAUACAUAUUGCAGACCUUUCAAAGCAGGCACGAAUAAACAUAAAUAUAAUAUUUUAUAAUUUAAGAAAGGCUUAUAUGUGUGUUGCUAGUGCAACUUGCUUACCUAAGGCGAAGUUAUACGCAACACUUGCAACAUUAAAAAUUUAGUAAUACGUAUGUAUUGAGUUUCCAACCCACAUGGUGCUGGCAUAUACCAACAACAACCAUACUUAGUGCAACAGACUGGAGAGUGACAAGUGACAAAUUUUAAAAUAUGCGCUUCAAUAGGUCGAGUUUAAUGACAUUAGCCUCAAACCCAGCAACGAAAUUUGAGAAGGAAGGACUAUUGAUUAUCACCGAACGUCAAGAAGGAUUCUUUCGUCGUGUUGAUGUGAAUUACCCACGUUGGUGUAAACUACGUGGCAAUUUGUUAUUUUAUUUAAAGGAUCGCGAUCCGCAAUCACCUCCCUCUGGAUUGCUGGUGCUUGAAAACUGUCGACCAUUGAUACGUAACGAGGAGCGUGAAUUCGAUGGUUUCGCUUUCAUUUUAGAAUUCGAAGGCAGUCAACCACAGCGCAUUUCCACACGCACAGCUAAAGAGCGCCUCGAGUGGGUAAAGUGCAUCCAGUUGGCUUCUUCUGCGUAUUUAGAUCGUCAAAUUAAAUAUCUACAAGAUCAAAUCUUUAUUAAAAUGGGCAAUCGCAUCGCAGGUGGUGUAUCACCAGUGGGGAUGCUAACAACGGCUAGUGAUGCGCUUUUAUUAAAUGCUGCACGCAUUGGUAGCGGUGCGUCUGCAACGACAAUACAAAGCGCUGUAGCCACCAAAGUGGAAGAAGACCUCGCCGAAAUACCGAUCUGUGAGUCUGCCUUAUCCUGUGAUAGCUUGCCGUGUGGCGAUCACGGACGACUGCCCAAUACGCGCGUGGUUUGCUCGUCGCUCUCCCCAGGUGAUACGAUGCUGUGGCGUGAUUUUGCAGGUACUGAAAUCGUCGAGCGCUCUGCAAAUCCGCAGUUCUUGUGCACCAUCCGAUUUAAGCGAAGUGAUGGUUUUACGGCAAAUACAUUGUUGCGUUUUACUGUGUACGAUGUACGCGAACGGUUGUCGCACACCGCCGUGCCACUCGCCUUUGCUGAGGUGGCAUUAGGUGUCAUACAAGAUGCAACGCGUUUUCGCAUUCCUCUACGUGCAAUGGAUGGCGAAUGCGGCUUUAUAACGAUUGCCUCAUGGGCUCCAGAGACAGAUCGACAAUCGCCACCACGUUCCACGACGCAAGUGUUUCAGGAACAAACAAAAGGACAUCGACGCUCACAGUCUCUACCACCCAAACUGGGCGUUAAGUUAUUUGUACCUUUUCAAGGACUUUUGCAAGCAGUAUUCGCAAAUCCAUUGAUUCACACAUAUCGUUUACACUCGAGUAUGGGAGGCGACAUUAGUGUUCAUGAAACGCUGCUUGAGAGCAAAUACAGCUUCUCAAUACCUCAGCAAUUGCUCUCUAUAUGGAUACUGCGUGAAAAGGAGUUAUUACAAGAAAUCUCUGGAAUGGGCGAGUUAGGUGGCGAGUGGCGACGGCGUCAAAUGGAUUUACUUGAUAAACACCUUAAAUUAUUGAAAGACUAUUCGCAAGCGAAACAAAAUCUGCAGCAAAUUACAAAGGAGGAAGGUCCGCACUUCAAACGUUCCUCCGUAAAGACUGAUGAGUCGCUCGAGUUUGUUCCAGUCAAUUUGCACUUGCAACGAAUGUGGGCACAGAAUGAUACGCUGAAUCGGUCUGGUGUGCUAGACAUUAUAACAGUUGGUGCAUUUACACGCCAUGCAACCAAUGGACGCACUGGAGGCCUUAUAAAACUUCUGCAAGAAACCAAAGAUUCGCCAUCGAAAUUUGAACAGGGCAACGCAUGCAAAGUGCAGGCCGCCAAUGACGCCGUACAGGCCAUUAAGCAGCUACGCAAAGAGAUCGUCGAAAUAAUGUCCCAAUUGCUUUUACUCGCAAAAAGUAAAAACCCGAAAGGUAUGAUGCCUUUAUGUAACGAAAUGAUCACAAAAACCAAAACGCUGUUGAAUAUUUGGGAACCAAAUCUGGUCGAAGAGGCUUUCGCAUUUGUGGAGCAACAUCGCAUCAUUGACGAACCAGAUAAUGUGUUGAUGCCAAUGUCACCGUUUCGCAAAAUCACGCAACAACUCUGCGCUUUGGAUUUGAAAUCACCAGAGCUGGAAGAUUUUGCCACACCCAUUGUGGCGCCCCCUGAUCUCUGGCCUCGCACAAAAACAUCUACGGGCUUUGCUGGUUGUACAGGCCGUCCAUUGGUUCGUUCCAAUAGCCUCUGCCUGCGUCCGUCACCCUCAACAAUGGACAUAAACGCCAUACAUGCACUUCAUCGCACCGUAAAAACAUACAACGAACAACUACGUAAUCGUGCUGUCAUAGCCAACACUGUAGCUGCAGCUGAAAAUGAUUCUGAGAUGGAAGCUACAUUCCAAUCCCUACCCGUACAUUUAAAUGAUACCACAUCUGACAUGGCAUUUAACGAUGGACACUUUAGUGUUGCUGAUAGCGAGAAUGUCAGCAAUCGUUGUGCAGGUUCAACGCUUCAAUUGAUUGACCUAGAUGAUGUUGAUGUUGCGCAGCCUGCCUUCGUAGGCAACAUGCCCACUUCGCAUGCGUUUACUCCGGGUGAGAGUAAUCCGAACUUCUAUACGCACAUGGAUCCGGAAUCAGAUGUAGAUCAUAAUUCCACCACAAUACAUCACCAUGGUAGUUUCCUCGAUACAAAAAUUAUGAGUUCUUCUCCUUCGGCAAACUACUAUCGGCCGACCGAGGAACCAGAACCGCUCGAUCUUACGCAAUUGAACAUCGAGGCGAGCGUAAUGUGUUUGGUGAGCAAAAUCAAGUUUCUCUGUGGCCGUUGUGGUAGCCCAGCAAUACGUCUGCGCCAUCCAAAAACCAAUAUGAAGCGCGCAGGAUUCACGCACUCGCCUGUGCCCCCGGAUCUUGUGGCUAGCCAAAGUAAAGUUGCCGAAACCCUAGAAACUGAUACGGUCGCAGAUGAAGGGCAGACGAAUGACAACGGCAAUGGUCUUAAUUUGGACUUAACGCAAGAUGUUAAUGCGCAAACACAUCAGACAGCAGAUAUGGAAACAAUCCUGGCGCCCAAAAAAGGCAACAAAUUCACGGACGGUCUCGACUUAUCGCUUACGACUGACUGGGCUUCCGAGCUGCGCCCCUCAAUGCGCAAACUACGCCAUGCUAUGGACGGUCUACUGAAAACGGCGCGUCUGAUGCACUCUGUGCAGCGCCUACAACAGGACAUGAAGCGCAACAGCAUCAAUUUAGAAAUCAUGUAUCGACGGGAUGUGUGCUUUUCACAAGCUUUAACGGCAUUAAUUAGCGCACUGAUGGCCAAACUGUGGGGCAGUGAAAUAACCGAAAACUUUAUAAAGAUUCUCAGGGAUUUAGGACCAUUAGCAUACUUUGAAGGAUUGCUAUCGCUGUAUGGCAACGAGACGGAUAUGUGGGGUGAUAUGUGCAUCGCCAUCGAAGAUCUUUCGGCAGUGAAUUUCACGCUUACGCGAAGUAGCACACAAAACGAUGAACGCACACUAGUGCCUCUGCCACGUGUUGUCGGUUCACGACAAUCACUAAACGUCUUGCUGCCGGUUCCGGAACACGUCUAUGCCAUUAUGCCAACGCAGGAGACGCUUACUUUCAAGCUUACACCGGUUUUCUUCAAUAUCGGCAUUAACGAGAAGGCAACACUCGCCGAGACGUUGGGGCAAACACGCGAGCAACAUCGUUCCAAUUGGGAUAACUUUGUGCGUCUGAAACAGUAUUACAGUCGAUAUCGUAAACUACAACUAGUUACACCAGAUACGCCCAGCAAGCAGGAACCACAUCCGCCAGCAACACAAGCGCUUGCCAAUAUACUCAGACUCAUGGAGGAGCAACUGCGUUCUAAUGUAUCGAAAAAUGUGAAAAUUUUACACUUGGCCGAGGAUGCGUGUCGUCUGAUGUCGGGUUUGCGUUUUACCUCAUGUAAAAGUGCCAAAGACCGUACGGGUAUGUCGGUAACAUUGGAGCAAUGUCGCGUGCUGGUGCAAGAAUUUCAUCUGCCUGCCAAAAGCGUGCCACAUGUGCUGAGCACAAUGCGGAGCGAGGGUACCCGCAUGGAUAAUGUAUUUAAGAAUAUCGAUAAGCGUAAGUACGCGUUCAAUCUGCCACAGAUGCUCUCACUGCCGGCUAUGUACCGGCCACCAGCAGGUUCCUAUCGCAAGGUAGAGACUUAAAAGCGAGGAAUAUGUGCAAGAUAAAGCAAAAAACAAGCGGCAAGACUUAAGCCAUUCAAAUAGGCAGUAGAAAGUAAUUACAUCUAACACAAUAAGUAAUGGAAUGAAAAUUUUUAAGUAGGAACCUUUAUUAACCUCAUAAGUUAGUUGGAAAAUGGAUAAAACCAAAAACAGAACCUCAAGUAUAAAGCUAAAAUUAACUGAUUAUAUUAAUAGUUUAAAAAAAUUAACAAUAGGAAUGACUUACAUAGUUAGAGUACUCACAGUUCGCUUCUAGAAUUUCCAUGUUCUGAUUUUAGAAGCAUAUCAAAGGCAGCAAAUGUACAUCUUAUUUGGUAUUUCCGGCUAAAUUAUGAAGUUAUUAGCCUUUACAACGCAAACAAAUGAACAAUUAAAUCGACAUGUGGCAAAAUGUCACAAACUGAGUAGAUGCUAAAAUUGAAGCAACAGAUAUCACAAAUUGUGAGUGCUCUAACCUAAAAAUAAAAAAUAAAUAAUUCGCGCGUACAGUUCUGUAAGGUUUUUGGUCGUGCUCCUCCUCCCAAUUGUGGCGUCCGUCUUGAUGUUGCUCCACAAAGGACCUUACACCUACACUUGUGAAAAUAAUCUCACUUUAGCACAAAAUGAGAGCAGAUUAGAAGUAAGCAGUGCAGCGACAUUUAAUUCAUUUGCGCAAAAAUCGCACAUCUCAAAUAAGCAAUUUGCUUAAAACAUUCUUGCAAUUUGUUGUUUUUACAUGAAAAGUUUAGUCUAGUUUAUUUAGCUGGUUUUUGUUUUGGUGCCAAAAAUUCUGGGUUUUAAAAUCUAUCUCUAUAGUCAAUCAGACUACUAGACUACUGAAAACUACAUGAGCCAGUAAUUAGAGGUAAAGAGAAAAGUGUUACUUAUAACUUUUGGUUUAUCAUUCUAAUUACCCAAAAAAAAGCUUCAAGUAUUCUCAAAAAACAAGGUGAAGUCCAAAAUAAGCAAGACUGGCGCCAUAAAAAUGUUUUUGAUGGCGUCAGCCUUUUAAUGAGUUAGUGCGUUGGAAGUUACAUCCCUAGCUGACUUCCAGUGAAAGCUUGGUGACAUUCGGUUCAGUGGAAGCGAAGUUAUUGCGUCUGAAGUUUCAGUGUUUGUGUCCUCGGUACAAAAAUGAGUUUCGAACAAACAGCUAAUAUCAAAUUUUGUUUUAAAAUCUAUAAAUCUGUUUACCGAAACAUUUGAAUUGAUGGAAAAAGUUUAUGGCGAUGAUUGUCUAUCUCGUGCCAGAGUUCAUGAGUGGUUUUCACGUUUCAGAGAUAGUUGUGAAGACAUAAAUGACAAUGAACGUACGAGCCGCUCAAAAUCAGUAAUCACCAAGUAAUCAAAACUCCAUCGAAAUUGUUCGUAAAUUUAUCAAAAAAUGAAGCGAAAUCAUCGUUGAAAUUCAUGGAAUCGGAGUUGAAUAUCUCCAAAACAUCGAUUUAUCGCAUUUUACCUGAUCAUUUGGGCUUACGAAAGCUCUGUGCACGUUUCAUUUCGCACAAGUUAACUGAGGAACAAAAAUUUCUCAGAACUCAACAUUCGAAAGACCUCAUUAAAGAGGCGAGAA